AACUCUUGAGGGUGAUCCUGUAAUUUAACCGCCUGCAGUAGGUAGAUGAAGGUGAGGUAGUAGGUGGUGGUGACAACUUUAAGGUUGUGACUUAGCCAGAACUAGAACUCGGGUCUUUGGAGUGUUCUGUUAAAGCCCACCAAGCUGGUAGCCAGCCCAAGAGUUUUAGCCUCCAUUGUGAUCACCACAAAGGACUCAGAAAUUAAGAUAAAACACUUCAGUACCUUCUUUCUUUUCCCUAAUCUUUGAUCUGCAGCCUUAUUUAGAAAAGCUUAAUGUUGAAGAUCUAGUGUAUUCAAAACUAAAGAUAGCAAAGAGCAUGAGAAUUUUCUUCUAUUAUGAGUAUAAAGAAGGGGAAGAAAUGUUUCCUUGUCUUCUCUGAGCCUAGAGGCCCUUGCUCUUUGAGGAAGUGGAGAGAAGGAAAGUCAAGUCAAGGUGGUGGGAGUAGUUUGCAAGUCUUUUUGUUCUGUUGGGUGGAAUUAACAGACUUCAGGUUAAGUAGCUGAGUCUAUUUAGAAACAAUUCUGUGCUUGCCAGAAAGGUGGAGGGGAGGGUGUUGGGUUUGGAGGUUAAUUCUUCUCCAAGAAUGAAAAUUGGCUUCUAAAUCUGAGCCUGCAGAGCCACAUAAAGUAAUCAUCCAUUUUUCACCUGGCCAGUGCAUAAUGGGAAGGGUGGGUUAAAAGUGGGAGGACCCGUUUUCUGAUGAAAGACUGAGCCAUGUUGACCCUGCCGUGUGGAGGAUUUUCAGGUGUACCCUCACCGAGUAGCCUGGUGCGUGUGUUUCCUUAUUUGUUGUGUGCACAAGGGAGCCCUACCCUGACUUUUGUUGAAGGCAGUUUCUGCCUUCUGAAAAAGCAGCUGGGAUCUGGGCGGUGGGUUGAGGGCUAGAAUAUCCUGUGAACCAAAAUGAUUCAGGUUCCCCUUGGCCACGAUGAGCCUCAUUUUGAGGUGUUCUGUAGUUUCUGAAUGUGGAUUUUAGGAAAGGUUCCUGUUCUCGUGUGUGUUGUUGGCCUGUGCGUGUGUGAUCUCCGAGGGUGCUGUUCGGCAUUUGUGUCUCUGGGCUGUAUAGAAGACAGUUUGAAGUUCGAGCUUUAAACGCUUUAUUUAGAGAGGGCCUUACUUGGCAUUCUUCACAGUGGGUAUCUAGAUUUGCAGGGGCCCUUUGUAAGGACACACAUUGCAUUGCAGUGGCAUUUAAACUGCAUUCAGCUGAAUUUAACCGUUUCUGUCCUGAAUCUUAAAGUUUAGACUUCAAUCAUUAGAGCACCACGUUUUCAGUUUCUUCCCUGGAUGAAAAUCCAGCGAUUUGGUGAGUGUCCUGAUUGGGUAAAAUGCUAACGAUUUAAUUAACGGGCAUGUUUAACAGGAUGCGCGAUGUUAGUCGAAAGUGGAGUGGACGAACGAGGCACCUCUUCUGCCACGAGCGGACCAGCUGUGCGUCGUCCACACCGGGCUUCUCUUCCCUCUGGCCGCAGCCAAGUAACCAUUUCUGUGGUUUUUGGUUUUUGUUUUUCCCCCUCUAGGUUUUGGAAAUCCCUGGUCUCCAGGUUGCUGGGAUUGACUUCUUGCUCAGUUGAAUCACUCACUCAAUGGAGACAAAGAGAAUGAACGCUCCGUGCUGACUCAUAUUUGAAUCAAAGCGCUGGGGAGUCUGUCUGCCUUGUUUGUGCAAAGAACCAGUGGUUGGCUCUGCCACCGAGCUUCCUAAGACUUCUGAAGAUAAGAAGCUACAGGAAUAUAUACUUUGCUUUUGAACUUUUGUAACAAAUACUUGUUCUCGUUUUAAGUCCAGGGCUGCUGGGGGCGUGAGUGACAAGUCUUACAAGUGGCCUUAUUCCAGUUCCAGAAAUCCCUCCACCGGAUUCUUAUUUUGUAUACAAUCCUAAAGUGCCAGGAAACAUGCCAACUCAGUCCCUGCUGGUGUAUAUGGAUGGACCAGAAGUUAUUGGCAAUUCUCUUGGUACCCAGAUGGAGAUAGAUGAUGCCGUGUCCAUAAAAGGGACCACCACCGUUCCUUUCCGAGCUACGCAAGAGAAAAAUAUAAUCCAGAUCGAAGGAUAUAUGCCCUUGGACUGCAUGUUCUGCAAUCAGACCUUCACGCAUUCAGAAGACCUUAAUAAACAUGUCCUGAUGCAACAUCGGCCUAUCCUUUGCGAGCCGGCCGUUUUGCGUGUGGAAGCGGAGUACCUGAGUCCUCUGGACAAGACUCAGGUGAGAACAGAGCCUCCAAAGGACAAGAACUGCAAAGAAAACGAAGAGUUCAGCUGUGAAGUGUGUGGGCAGACGUUCAGAGUCGCUUUCGACGUCGAGAUCCACAUGAAGAAGCAUAAGGACUCCUUCACUUACGGCUGUCAUGUGUGCGGACGGAGGUUCAAGGAGCCCUGGUUCCUUAAGAACCACAUGCGGACACACACCGGCAAAGCGGGAGCCAAGAGCAAACUGCAGCCGGGCGCCGAGAGCCCCGCCACCAUCAACGAGGUGGUUCAGGAGCACGUGGCCGAGAGCAUCUCCUCUCCUUACAAAAUCUGCAUGGUUUGUGGCUUCCUGUUUCCAAAUAAGGAAAGUCUGAUCGAUCACAGGAAGAUGCACACCAAAGACACUGCUUCCGGCAGCGGAGGCACACAGACAGACUCUCCGCAGGGGGGGAUGCCAGCUCCGGGGGAAGAGUUCCUGCAGUUCUUGAACUUGAGGCCCAAAUCACACCCCGAGACCGGGAAGAAGCCCACCAAAUGGAUACCUCAGCUCGAUCCAUUCACCACCUAUCAGGCCUGGCAGCUGGCCACCAAAGGAAAAGUCGCCGUCUGCCGAGAAGUGAAGGAGCAGCCAGGGCAGGAGGGCAGCACCGACAACGAUGAUUCGUGUUCCGAAAAAGAAGAGCUCGGAGAAAUUUGGAACGCCGGAAAAAGCCAUUCCGAAGGUUCUGGAAAGCCCAAGCCAAGCAAAAGCGGCUGCGCGGGCCUCUCCCAGGACAAGGAGAAGCCCAGACCCUCCGGCGGUGAAGUGCCUUCCGUGGAAGCCGACCCAAAGCUGUCCGGGAACAAAGAGAAGCCGACGCACUGCUCUGAGUGUGGCAAAGCCUUCCGGACCUACCACCAGCUGGUCUUGCACUCGAGGGUCCACAAGAAGGAUCGGAGGGCCGACGCCGAAUCGCCAACCAUGUCCGUGGACGGAAGGCAGCCUAGGACGUGUUCUCCGGACCUAACCACCGCCCUGGACGAGAAUGGAGCCGUCGAUCGAGAAGGCGGUUCUGAAGAUGGGUCUGAGGACGGACUUCCGGAAGGGCUCCAUUUGGAUAAAAAUGAUGAUGGAGGAAAAAUAAAGCAUCUUACGUCCUCAAGAGAAUGUAGUUACUGUGGGAAGUUUUUCCGUUCAAAUUAUUACCUCAAUAUUCAUCUCAGAACGCACACAGGUGAAAAACCGUACAAAUGUGAAUUCUGUGACUAUGCUGCAGCCCAGAAGACCUCUCUGCGGUAUCACCUGGAGAGACAUCACAAGGACAAACAGAUCGAUAUUGCCGCGGAAGUCAAGAACGACGGGAAAAACCAGGAGCCCGAAGAUGCACUACUUACCCCCGACAGUGCGCAAACCAAAAAUUUGAAAAGAUUUUUUGAUGGUGCCAAAGAUGUUAAAGGCAGCCCACCUGCAAAGCAACUUAAGGGGAUGGCCUCUGCCUUUCCGAAUGUUCUGGGCAGCACUGUCCUCUCACCAGUUCACAAAGAUACUCAGGAUUUCAAUAAAAAUGCAACGGAUGACAGUACUGAUAGAGUCUGCAAAACUCCUGCCCCCGCCUAUUUGGAUGCGUUACCCAAGAGAGCGGCGGGUGACCCUCAGGCGCAGGAACCCACGUGUAGAACAGAGGUGGGGGUCCCCGGAGGUGCGGCCCAUGCGGCCGAGGUCGGUCACCGGGAGAAGCACGCGGGGACGGCGACGGCGGCCGAGGGCAAGCACAAGGCCGGCGCGGACUGCCAGGAGAAGCCUCUGAACCUGUCCCUCGGGGCGCUUCACGGCUGCCCGGCCAUUUCUCUGAGCAAAAGUUUAAUCCCAGGGAUCACCUGCCCAUUUUGUACCUUCAAGACCUUUUAUCCCGAGGUUUUGAUGAUGCACCAGCGACUGGAGCAUAAGUACAACCCCGACAUCCACAAAAACUGCAGGAGCAAGUCUCUGCUGCGAAGCCGGCGCACCGGCUGCCCGCCCGCGCUGCUGGGGAAGGACGUGGCCCCGCUGGCGCACUUCCCCAAGCCCAAGGCCAGGCCCGCGCCCGCGCCGCCCGCCAAGGCCCCGCCGGCCGACCGGGACCGCGACCGCGACCGGGGGAAGCCGGGCCCCGCCGCGUCCGCCAGGCCCCCGCCGCCCCCGGGGCUCGACCCCAGCACUUUAGCGCCCAGCAACCUGAAGGCGCCGCGGCCGCCGCACCAGCCGCAGCCCGGCGGGGCGCAGGGGGUCGCCCGGCCGCCGGCCGACGCCGCCAACCCAGAGAGGGGCCGGAGGCCCGAGGCCAAGGCCAGGGCGCCCGCCGGCCCCGCUCCGCCCGGUCCUGCCGCCGCCAACGGCUGUGCGGAGCGUCCCUGGGCGCCGCGGGGCCGCGACCCCCCGAGCGGUCGCCCCGCCGAGCCCGGAGAGCCGCUGCCCAAGCGGCCGCGGCCCGACGCCGAGCCGCCCGCGCCCACCUUCCGCCGGGCCUUCGAGCUGCCCAAGUACCACGUGGUGCGCGGCCUGCAGUCGCUGCUGCCCGCCGAGUGCGUGUGCCCGCCGCCCGCCGCGCUGCCGCCCAAGCCCCGCGCCGCGCCCGCGCCCCUCUUCGCCUGCGGGCCCGCCGCCGAAGGAAAAAGGCCUGUGUCCUAUCAACACUUAUCUAGCAGCAUGCUACAAAAGAGAAACUAUGAGAAUUUUAUUGGGAAUGCACAUUAUCGACCAAAUGAUAAAAAAACUUGAUUUCCUGUUUCGGGUAAGAAAGGUCCCGAUGGAUGUGUGUUCUGUCCAUGAAAUUGAGUGAGUCCAUCCUUUGAGAAGGCAGAUGGCGGAAGCUCGUGAGAUAAGCUGUGACCGUGCCGUGCAUGUAACAUACCAGGAACACUACGGUUUUGUAAAGUUGUUCUGCUAACUUUUGUACCAAAUAGCAAUAAAAACCAUAGUUGGAACAGUUGGGUUGUACACAAAUGGAGACUGCAAAUCUCUAUUUUGUCCCUGAAUAAUAUUUUUUUUAGAGUUGACCAAAUAAGGAGUCUUUUGCAUACUUGAGCGCUGCUGAACACAAACCAUCCGGCUGGGGGGGCGGGGGGGGGGGGGAGAGUCUAUAACGAACGCUUGCACCUCAGGUAACUCUGUACAUACGUAAGUUCGAAACCUGCUUGUUCAGAUACUGUGCGUCCCCUUUCUCUCUCCUGUAGCUCAUCCCCAUGAGCAGCUCCUGCUGUUUGUGUUCUUUCAUGGAAAAUGUAUGUUUAAAAAAAAAAAAAAUUCCCGAUGAUUUGUAUUAUGUUAAAUCCUCCUCAGUGCGUCGUCUUAACAAAAUUGUGAACGGAAGUAUCGACCCUCUGUGACUAUGUGCUGCAUAUACUGAGGUCAGCCAUUCUGAAUUCGGUGCCCUUUCAUUGCAAGUUUUCAGUCCGUCAACUGAGGAAGAGUCCCGAUCUGCGACCCUUUUCUGAGAGCAGCCUGUGCCCCGUAGGGUUUUUAAGCGGGCGUGUCUACGGAGAAGUGCGUCUGUCCUCUUCAGGACAGCCCCAUAUCCAGUAAACAUACCAAAUUCUAUGUGGAGUUACUUACUUUCUGUCAAGUUCAUCACUUUUGUUGGAAAAUUCAGGGUUUUUUUGGCUUUCGCUUAAAUUGGUAUGUAAAAAACCUGAAAUGCUGAAUUAACACACGUGAAUUUCAUAUAUUGGGAGCGGUUUUAAAGGACGUGAAAGCGUUUGGGUAAAUUUUAGGUUUGUAUCUGGAAGUCCUGGUGUGCCUGGCCUUUGGGUUAACCGUGGACGUACACGAGUUAAUUGUAGACACGUUGAUUCUGAAUAAGGAACUGCCUGCCGAGCCUUCUGGUAAUGGGGAGGGUGCGAUCUGGUUCUUGACCUCAGUCGUCUUCCCAUUUUUGGUUGUGUUGAGCAACCAGAUGUAGUUUGGGUUUUAAAGCGAGGAUGGCCACCAGCUGGCUUACUACUAGAUGUUUUAGACUUUUGUUCCCUUCCACAUGCUGUCCGUGGCUGAGUUUAUUCAGCAGUACGUGGGUUUAGCAACCACAAGAUAUUUUAUUAAGAAAACUGUUUCAAAAAUAAAUUUGCACUGUUAAGUUUUCUUGCCCUGCCCUUCUGCGUUAGAGCGAGAGUAAAGUCCUACAGGAAUCCUGAUUUUUUGUUUUGUUUUGUUUUCAUUAUGCAACACGAAGCGUACUUGACCGAGAAGUCUUAACUCCCGUGGGAAAGGGAGACCUGAUUGGUCUGUUGGCCUUGUAGUGAAGUGCUUUGUAUCAGGAGAGAGUAGUACACUAUCCACCAUUUUUCCUGUUCACAAGCUGAGCCAUAUGUACAUAAUCUAGAUUUUUGUUUUCAUAGUUUUGCACUUUUAUAGCCUAUUUUUGAAGAUUUAACACAUUUGCAAGAUGAUUGACUUGAUCUUUGCCUAAUCCAAUGAGUGUUACAGAAAGCUCGCUGUGACUAUAAAUGUAAAUCUUUAAAAGGGGAUACGAGAUAAUAGAGGGCUGAAAUUUAAACCUGUAUUUAAAAAAAAAAAAAAAUCACCAAAUCUAUUUGAAAACAAGUCAAUUCAUGUCAUGCUGAAAUUUGGGGGGGCUUUCAGAUUUCUCUUUUCUAACCACAUUUCUCAAUUUCUGAAUACAUAAAAAUGUCCUUUGUUCCACAGCCCUUGUCCUCCAAUUUUUUUUUUUUUUUUUUUUUUUGUCCAUCAGUAUUAACUAUUGGGAUACUACUGGUUUUGUAUGUUUUUUUUUUUUUUUCCUUUGAGACAACAGUACAUAUAAUAGAGGUACAAUCCGUUGGAUUUUUGUUUAUGUAUUUAUUUCAUUCCAGUUUGAUUUAUUUUAAUUGUUGAUACUUGUCAAACAGUAGACAUUACUUGUUUUAUUUAUGAUAUAUUUCAGCUUAAAGUUAUGUUAUUAUAUGUGGAUGUAAAUAUAGAUUUGGUGUUUUGCA
Neofelis nebulosa (Clouded leopard) is the source of this 7142-nucleotide messenger RNA. RefSeq names its product zinc finger protein 217 (gene ZNF217). The transcript has 5 exons. Bases 1900 to 4932 code for a protein of 1010 amino acids. The record is from RefSeq and is a predicted model, not a curated record. Gene Ontology annotation, cellular component: nucleus. NCBI's taxonomy places the organism in Eukaryota, Metazoa, Chordata, Mammalia, Carnivora, Felidae. Gene Ontology annotation, molecular function: RNA polymerase II cis-regulatory region sequence-specific DNA binding; DNA-binding transcription factor activity, RNA polymerase II-specific. Gene Ontology annotation, biological process: regulation of DNA-templated transcription.